Molecule: messenger RNA, 605 nt
Organism: Tarenaya hassleriana
Lineage: Eukaryota; Viridiplantae; Streptophyta; Magnoliopsida; Brassicales; Cleomaceae
Product: ethylene-responsive transcription factor RAP2-9
Exons: 1
Coding region: 108-572 (154 amino acids)
Biological process (GO): regulation of DNA-templated transcription
Molecular function (GO): DNA binding; DNA-binding transcription factor activity
Source: RefSeq, a predicted model, not a curated record
ACAGACGUCAUUUGUAGCCGCCAAACCGGAAACUCAUCCUUCUUUUGUCUCAUCCUCAUCUCUAUAUAUAUACACAUACGCAAACACAUACAGCAGCAGCAGCAGCGAUGGGGGCGGAGAAUUUUCCGGCGAGUUCCGCGGCGGGAAAGGGGAAGAGGGUGCGGCGGCGGAGCCAGAAGGAGAGGCCGUACAGAGGGAUAAGGAUGAGGAAGUGGGGCAAGUGGGUCGCCGAGAUCAGGGAACCGAACAAGCGGUCAAGGUUAUGGUUAGGGUCUUACUCCUCCGCCGUCGCCGCCGCCAGAGCCUACGACACCGCCGUCUUCUACCUCCGUGGCCCUUCCGCCAGACUCAACUUUCCCGACCUCAUCUUCGCCGAUGACGGCGGCGGCGGCGGAGAAGUGGGGGACAUGUCGGCCGCAGUGAUACGGAAGAGGGCGGCGGAGGUCGGAGCCAGAGUCGAUGCGGCGGUCCGGUCAGGACAAGCGGCGGAGUCCGCCGCGCCGUGGAGGACGGCGGAGAAGCCUGACCUGAAUAAGUUGCCGGAGGCCGGAAGUUAUGAGGUGGGGGUUUAAAUUAAUAAAAAAAACCCAUUGAUGUAAAAAAAA